Molecule: messenger RNA, 447 nt
Organism: Ostertagia ostertagi
Lineage: Eukaryota; Metazoa; Nematoda; Chromadorea; Rhabditida; Trichostrongylidae
Source: the annotation of a GenBank genome assembly
AUGUACGAAGCCAGCAAGUUCAACCGAUUCAAUAAAUCCUCCUUACGAGCGCUUGUCAUCACUGACAAAUUCAUUGCCAAAUUCGACGCUGUCAAUUUCAAACUGCUCAAGGAACCGAUUCCUUUGCAAAAUGUGUCACGAAUCUCCAUUUGUCCAGAACCGAAUGGCUUGUUUGUGAUUCAUGUGGCUGAAAAUGACAUCGUCGGUUGCGCCAAGAAUGCCCGUGAAGAGGAGCGGAUUGGUGAACUCGUCGGCACUCUACUGGCUCAGUACGAAAAGUACGCUUAUUUGAGUUUUUUGGUUCACUCAUUUACGGAUUAUCGCAUGCGUUGGUGGCAAACACUGUGUUGGUUCGGAAUAUUCCCAGCCGAUCCCACUCAACAAGCGGUGUUCAAGAAAAACGGCAACGAUAUCGACCUCAUCUGCCAUACGAUGUCUGCUGCCUAG